CGCUUUUACAUAUCAAAACACAAUAUCUCAAUAAUGACACGUUAAUGUACGGUAGUUCAAAUGUUGUAGAAACACGAAUGAUGCGUAUGAAGGUAGAUAAAGAGAUCUUUGCCGUCUUAAAAAGUUGUUUACUUGCAGUAGCAUCUGCUGGAUAGCUUGCAAGCUACACGAAUUUGAGUUUUAUUUUUAAAAACAAUACCUUUCAUUAUUAUUUACUGUCACUUUAGGUAAUUAGUAAGUAUUCUGUAGUUAUAAUUGUAAACAUCCAUGUGGUCAGAUUUGUUGUACUGUGUUUGCUGUGACAUUGAGGCUGAUCUGGGCUGAAGGGGACAUUAUUAUUAUUAGUACGUGCGGCUGCCAGGUUGUUGAUCUGAUUUUGUGCUUCAUGAGAUCUUUCAUGUCUCCGAUUACAAAUCUACCUGACAUCUUUUGGUAGACGUACCAUUAACAUAUUUACAUUGAGAAAGACUGGAUCAUAAUAUUGAAUUAAAUAGAUGAAGUCAGUGUAACUUAAAUAAGAACUCACCCCACAACGUUAGAAUCAUAUGAUUACAUUCUAUAGCUUUAAUAUGAGUUAAAUGCACUCAUUAAUUUAUGCCUCUAUUCUGUACACAUUCAAAGCAAAAGUGUAUGUGGGAUUUACAUUGUAUUUGAAGUGAGUUAAGUCCUUUUCACUAGAAAUAUUUGGUUGGUGACAGCCUUCAGCGUACUGCUUCAAUGAAAUCAGAUAUUGUUGGUUGUUGGGAAUCGGCGAGCCUCCAGAUGUAGUUGAAGGAGCGUCACGUUGCCCCCACUGGUCCACAAACCCCCCCCACUGCAUGGCUUCACUUGCUGGUGUCUCACACCGCGUCUCCAUAUCCCCAGUCCUGCACACCCUCAUGCUGGGGUCUCAGGCCUCUCACAGACUGACCAAUGACUGCCUGGAUUGUUCUGCCUGUCAGCCUGUCCGCUUUCUCCAUCACAGGGAUAUGGAUUGUUUACGCCAUGGCAGUAAUGAACCACCAUGUUUGCCCUGUUGAGAACUGGUCAUACAAUUUGACAUGUACAGAGGAAACGGCUAAGAGGGGCUUCCCAAAAACCUGCUGUACUCUUCAAGACAUCCCCCUCAUCAGUAAAUGUGGAUGCUAUCCACCAGAGAGCUGUCUCUUCAGUUUGAUUGGCAAUGUUGGGGCUUUUAUGGUGGUUAUGGUAUGCAUGCUGCGUUAUGCUCAAGUGAUUGAACACAGCCAUCACUGCUGGACCAACACAAGUGCUUUGGUGUCCGGCUGCAUUAAUGCCCUGGGUUUGGUCAUGGUGGGCAACUUUCAGGUCGAUCAUGCCAAGACUCUUCAUUAUGUGGGAGCAGGUGUAGCUUUCCCUGCCGGCUUGCUGUUUGUGUGUCUGCAGUGUGUUCUAACGUACCGUAUAGCAGAGACAGCGCUGGACUACUGGAUGGCUCAUGUGCGUGUGGCUCUCUCAGCUGGAGCUCUGGUAUCGCUUGUCCUCAGUGGUAUCUUCUUCGUCCAUGAAAGUUUUGUAUUGCAGCAUGCCGCAGCCAUCUGUGAAUGGGUCUUCACUGUCUUGGUCCUGGUGUACUACGGCACCUUCACCUAUGAGUUUGGCACUGUCAACAGCGAUACCAUGAUGGCGGCCUUAAUGAAGCGCAGUCAACAUCACCAUCCAGGGUCAGCGGUCAUCAUGGGGGGUAUCGGGAAGGGUGUUGCAAUGGGAUGUGGUGCCCGCAGUCUUAAGUCCCCCGGAGGCAGCAGCACUUCCACACACCUCAACUGUACACCAGAAAGCAUCGCCAUGCUUUAGGGGUUAACCGCUACAGUAUUCUCUCAGACCUCAGCGCAUAGACUCAGAACUCUUCAUCUGGUUCACGGAUUUGUGAAAAACUGGUUCAAGCAAUACAGAAUUACUUGUGAGGUUACAGCAAGUUUACAGACUUGCUGUUCAUAAUCUAACAGUAAUGACCAGUAAGUCAUAACUAAGGUAUUUUGCAUGAUAUUUUGCGUUCAUGUGUAAGAUAACUCAAAGUACAGCCCCAAUAACCAGCACAGACAAUUCAUUCACAUGAUUCAUGGGGCUUCUGACAGAAAUGUUUUAAUUUUACUAUGUUAAAACUGCAAUAACCCAUCCCUAAAGGCACAUUCACACUGACGGUGAGUAAAUUGUUUAGGGUCAACAAGUGGAUUGUUGGUUGCUAGAAGGUUUUCUAAAUCAGGAAAUCCUAUAGAGUGCUGCAGGGAUGAUGGAUGAUGUAGGCCUGGAAACUCGGAGUUAGCAUUUUAACACUUCUGGUUCCAUCACCCCAAAUCAGUGGGUUUUUGGUUAAAUGCCUGAAAUAAGAUAUGUGGUGAACACAAGCUCAAGAUAUUUUAUGUUACAACAUAAAAUACAUCUGUAAUACCCCCUUGUGAUUAUUUUUUUAAAAGGCUAGUUCACCUAAAAAUGAAAAUUCUGGCAUUAAUUACUUACGUAUGUAAGACCUCGGUUCAUCUUCGGAACAUAAAUUAAGAUAUUUUUGAUGAAUUCUGAGAGCUCUCUGACCCUGCAUAGACAGCUAGGUUACUACCAUGGUCAAGGUCCAGAAACGUUGCAAGGACAUCGUUAAAAUAUCAGGGGUUCAACCAUAAUUUUCCGAAGCUACGAGAUUACUUUUUGUGCGCAAAGAAAAUAAAAAUAAAGACUUUAUAAAACAAUUUGUCUCCUCCGUGUCACCCACCAACUCAUGCUGUUCUGUGUCAGCUGCGCCACGUGGAUACGUUGUCUACGUUGUUUACGCUUUGAUCUGAACGUAAACAACGUAUCCGCGUGGCGCAGCUGACACAGAACGGCGUACGUUGUGAUACUCUCCAAAAUGGCACUACAGGGUGACGGGGAAGAGAUGAAUCGUUGAAUAAAGUCAUUGUUUUUGUUUUCUUUGCACACAAAAUUCUCGUGUAGCUUCGUAAAAUUGCAUCCACUGAUGUCAUGUGGAUUAUUUUAACGAUGACCUUGUUACUCACAUGAGGGUGAGUAAUUAAUGGCAGAAUUUUCAUUUUUGGGGGGAACUAGCCCUUUAAGUUUUAAAGUUACCUGUUUUAAAAUAGGUUGCUAAAAGGUCAGGAAUGUUAAACGUCAUCAAGCCAAACAGGAAAUCUCAUCUACUCAUUAGUCCGCUUUUACAGCUUCAUUGUGUUUAUAAUUACUCUCUUGAAAAUGAUUCUUACUCAAACUUUCAGGGAAAAUGUUGUUGUUUUUUUAAAUAAAGACUGAAAUGGAUUUUUCUUCUGAUUGCAGUAGGCUUUAGAAUUCAUAAAAUUUGUGUUCGUUUGUAAAGAUUAUCAUGAUGAACAAAACGUUUACCAAUUCUAAGCUUUGUUACUCACUGAGCAUAUUUUCUAAAGUAAUCCAAUGAAAGCUUAUGAAAAAAUACUAUUGGGUUUUUGUCGAGGAAACCAGGGUGAUGCUAACUUCCAGGCUGGCCUAGAAAAAUAUGUCAUCGCUGCAUUUCUCUAUUGGUAGUCGGUGCAUUGUGUCGCCACUCAAUUACAUAUAAAUGUGAAAAAUGAAUGUGAUUUGUCGUUAACACUCUGUCACUCAUGUUGCCCUAAAUCGCCAACUUCCAUUGCAAAUCAGUGACUUUGGUCACUUUGCCAGUGUGAAUCUGUUACAGAACUGCCAGCAAUACUAAGACACUCGUCUAGACAAAGAAGAUAAUUGGCUAAACCCAUCCAACCUUCCGUAACCCGUUUAAUCUGUAGAAACUGUGAUUACACAACAGGUCAAGAGCCAUCACUGUAGCAAUGAGGAUGUUAAGUCAGCUGCACCAGCCAUUGCUGCUAAUAGUUGGGUUGCAAUGAGGUUGAGGUUUAGUCACUUUACUUUAGUCAAAUAGCGAUACUUUUUAUUCAUACCUGAGAUGCAGGUGGUCCAUAUUUAUGUAUUCAUUCCAGGUGCUCACAGCUUAGUUUAAUCUUUUUAGUUUUGGCAUGACAUCAGGUGCUGUGGACCUUCUGUCCUAUAGCUCUACAUACAAUGUGGCUGUAUUGAAUAAGAUUGAAGAGCAUCUCUGAGCAACCUUUUGAACAUUGUGGUGCUUUUUGGUCAAAAACUGCCUGUAUCGAUCAGUUGCAUCCCAGGUAUCUUGCGAACAAAUUCCUAAUAUUUUAGGAUCACGAAACAAGAUUUUAUGUCCGUUAUUCUAUUGUUUUGUUUUAAGCACAGUUGUUUUUCUUUUCUUUUUCACAUUUAUAAAUAUAAGGUGCGAUUAAUCAGACUUUUUCUGGAGAUUAAUCUUGCUCUUGAUCCUUGUUGUAGAAACUAUGUGUGUGAUCAAUUGAAAAAGCAAAUAAGCUGUCUGUGCUUGGGUUUCUUAUUUUCCUUUGCUCGUAUUGUACCCAUGAGCAGUGACAAAGGGGGGAAAAAUUUUGUGUUUACUUGCAAAAAAGUCAUGCAUUUCCCCAAGAAACUAUAAUAAGAGAAGGGAAGGAAAAAUAUAUUUCAAAGCUUUUGCAAAUACAAAGUAUCUCUCAGGGGAACACAAGUUUUGCAAGUGAAUGCAUUGUGUUAACAGAUAAAUUUUUGCAUUUGCUUGCAAAACAUUAUAUAUAUAUAUAUAUAUAUAUAUAUAUGUAUGUAUGUGUGUUUAAUUUUUUGAGAGCAAGUGUAAAGUGUUACAGGGGAAAUGCAGUAAUUUUGCAAGUGGAGGCAAAAGAUUUGUGAGCAAACGCAAAGUUUCUCAGGGGAUCACAAAACUUGAGUGAGAGAAUGCAUUACAUUCCUACAAAAAAAAGUGUUUGUGCUCACCCAUGAAACUGCAUUUCAUUGCUUUUACAAGCAAAACUUUUUUUUUUUUGUUGUUGUUGUUGUCGUUGUGAGAAUGCAAAAGUAUUAAGAAAUGUUGCACGCAAAAACACUGAAAUUACAUGUUUCCUCAUAUUCUUUCCAUCUCAGGGGGAUGCAUAGAAACCCUGCUCAAGUUCUGGAUGUGAGAAAUAUAUCUGCACAAUUCACAGAAAAUGCUUUUUGCAGGCAACCUCGUAUAUAUAUAUAUAUAGAUAUUAGAUGGUGAAGCAAACAAUUGGUAGUUAAACUAAAUUAUAUUUUUCACUUUUUAGGUGGAUUUGGAGACGGUUUUGUGUAAUAAUGCAGACAUCUUGUUUAUUUCUCAAACAUGCUUAGUUUCUGUCACUUCAGUAUUCAGCAUUAAGAGAGAAUCAGAGGUCUUAUCCAUUUAUUUUUUAGUGCAUUAUUUAAAAUAUGUACUGUUUGUAAACGAUAUGCAUUGUUACGCAGAGCUGCUUGUAAAUGAAUGCCUUUAGCUGAGCAUAAUAUUGCAUUGAGUAUGAGUACUGCGAUGAGACUAGGGUCGAGUCAGUAAUAUCGAAAUGAAGAAUGCUUCCUAAUCAGCGUCGCACUAUUGUUAUAACCUCAGUUCCAACACGUCAUUUUGUAAUAUAUCGAAUACUCAAAACAAAUUUUCAGAAUAUAUUGGAAAUGACGUAGUGCACUACAGGGGAAGUAUGAGUAUUUUUUAUUUGGUGGACCCGAAAUGUGAAAUCCUCCAUAAUAAGCUGUAUUUUGAUUACACAGUAUUUUAGUUUUUAGAUAUUGCUCAUUUGGAAGCAAUGUUAUAUUGAGAAUUAUUAUAGAAACCAAUGAGAGUUGGUUAUGUGUUGUAUCUGUUCGUUUAUAAUUUAUUCUUUGUAAUGUCAGACGACGAAACCAUGCAAUAUUCAACUGUUCUGUUCGAGUACUUGCAAACAAGUAUACCUCUAUGAAAAUCCUACUGUGGUGAGAUGUUCAGAGUUUCCUAAAGGAGCUGCUAAGACGUAUGUUAUGUUGUUUCUGUUUUGUGUGAAAGGCCAAAAUCAAGCAUCUGUAGAUGUCCUGAUGUCUCAUGAAGCUCAGUCAAAUCAAUUAUAUGCUCCCGUUGAUUAUUCAUAUACAUCCAAUGAGACGAUCAGUGCAGCUGUUUGAAUAAGGCCCUGAUCACCUUUUAGGCUACAAUCGUUGAGUUACUUUUUGUUACUUGGAAAAUUCACAAAGUGAUAUCUGUCAAAAGGGAAAGAAUUUCUAAAAACAGUUUUGUUCAGUGGACAGAUUAUCUGAUAAACUUGUGAAAUGGAAACUGAAAUCCGACUUGUUACCGUUCAUACUGCAACUUUCUGUUGAAUUAUGAGCCAUUCUGCACGUUUCCUUAUCUUUCACAAGGGUUUUGUUUUGUGAAAUAAAAUGUACCUUAAUUUGA
This is a messenger RNA of Onychostoma macrolepis, 6217 nucleotides long. RefSeq names its product transmembrane protein 150Ab (gene tmem150ab). NCBI's taxonomy places the organism in Eukaryota, Metazoa, Chordata, Actinopteri, Cypriniformes, Cyprinidae. The record is from RefSeq and is a predicted model, not a curated record. The coding region runs from base 913 to 1797 and encodes 294 amino acids. The transcript has 8 exons. Gene Ontology annotation, biological process: protein localization to plasma membrane.